AUGGCGCGUCGCUACGAUUCCCGAACCACGACCUUCUCGCCGGAAGGGCGUCUCUACCAAGUUGAAUACGCACUGGAGGCAAUCAACAACGCUUCUUCCACUCUCGGGAUUCUUGCGCAAGAUGGAGUGGUCCUCGCUGCAGACAAAAUGGUCACUUCCAAGCUUCUCGACCAGGGAAGAACCAAGGAAAAGAUCUACAAGGUCGAUGACCACGUCAUGUGCGCCGUUGCAGGCCUAACUGCAGAUGCAAACAUUCUGAUCAGCCAGGCUCGCCUGAUCGGACAGCGCUACCUCUACGCGUACGACGAGCCGCAGCCGAUUGAGCAGCUGGUGCUUCAAAUCUGUGACGUCAAGCAAUCGUACACUCAGUUCGGUGGUCUGCGCCCCUUUGGAGUGAGCUUCCUCUUUGCUGGAUGGGAUCGUCACUACGGCUUCCAGCUCUACCACACGGACCCCUCAGGCAAUUACUCUGGGUGGAAGGCGACAGCUAUUGGCGUCAACAGUCAGUCGGCGCAGUCGAUUCUGAAACAGGAGUGGAAAGAGGACUUGGACGUUGACGCAGCUUUGCUGUUGGCCGCCAAGGUACUGAACAAAACGAUGGACACGGGAGCCCCGAGUGCAGAAAAACUGGAGAUCGCGAUUGUGAGGAAAGACCCGGCUGAUGAUUCGCGUCUGAUUCAGCGCGUGCUGACAAACGAAGAGGUUACUGCACUCAUCAAAAAGGCUCAAGAGCUCCAGGCUGAAGAACAGACGCCGUAG
Messenger RNA from Neospora caninum, 759 nucleotides. RefSeq names its product putative proteasome subunit alpha type 4, subunit. NCBI's taxonomy places the organism in Eukaryota, Apicomplexa, Conoidasida, Eucoccidiorida, Sarcocystidae. Bases 1 to 759 code for a protein of 252 amino acids. The record is from RefSeq and is a predicted model, not a curated record. Gene Ontology annotation, biological process: ubiquitin-dependent protein catabolic process. The transcript has 4 exons. Gene Ontology annotation, cellular component: cytosol; proteasome core complex; proteasome core complex, alpha-subunit complex.